AUGAUGGACACUACUACUGACGAGGAUGACGGUGACUGCGAUAUGAUGGAUGGUGACAGUGAUGAUGACGAUAUCGAUCCCGCUGUGCUAUAUGGUAGUGGGCCUGUCGAGUUGGGCAAGAACAGUAAUGAUCUCUAUGAGAUGUGCUUGGAUAAGCAACUACUGGACGCUUAUAACAACGCCGCUGCCAACCAUAGAGUUCCCCCUUCACUGGAUUCGCCCACUAAGGUGGAGAAGAAGUCUACUACUAAGGGUGUUAAAUUUAACACUGGUGGUGCUGUUCGUUUCUUCGACACCGAUGCGGAGCUCCAAGACCCGUGCUCAUGCGAAUUCCCUAUACAGGUGAAAGACUUCGACGGUCAGUCGUGUCAUCAUGCUAACUACAUUGGCAUGUCUCGAGCAGCUGCUGCAACAGCGGCAGCCCAACAGGAGCAGCAGCAAUAUAUGAGCACUCUUAGCGACUACAGUUCCGACGAGCUCAAGGGUGUAGCAUAUCAGAUGUCGAAGCCUCGAGGAGUCUGGCCUAGACAGUAGCUCCUGUGGGGACACUGUGUGGUAUUUGGCGGUAUUCGAACCUUGUCGAAUGCAUGUUACAGUUGAAGUUAUUGUUGUUCGAAAAUUGAAAAAAAAGGAGUCAAAGUUUGUUUAGCUGAAUUGGCGACAAUCCCUAAUCCUUGGUCGUCCAUUGUUUCGACCUAUAAUGAUAUUAUUUCGCUCUUUAGUAGCUGCUACCAUCUUUAGCACGCAUUCAGCGGCUGAGGCCGGUAUGUGUUGUCGUGAGGUAGCUAAUUAAAUUAGCACAUCAACAGUUCUGCAAAUGAGCGGUAGCAGCCCCCGCGCUUUGCCAGUCGCUUUGUCUCCUCAGUGAGGAAGAGAAAAGUCUGGUUAGAUACUGUCGUCAAUUUUUAGCGAGCCGACUAGUUCGGCGACCCGUAAACUAUGUGACUUUCAUUAUCCUAUUAUCGUCUAUAUUCUCCCUUAUGUUUACAGUCAUCAUUCCCAUUAUUUUGGUGGUCACUCGUCGUCCCUACACCCUAUCGCAGCUGGAGUAGUGGACAUCUCUCUGCCUCCUAUACGUUUACUACUACUAGUGAUGACUUGUGUAGCACUACUAGUGUAUCAUUGCUUCGAUAUGGUUAGUCAGUGGGGCUCGCGUUCGAUCGACGCUGCCUUCUCUACAUUGACGGAUGAUGGCAUCAGUGUAUGAAUAGCGUUUCUGCUUCCGAGCACCCUACCGGUGA
Perkinsus marinus ATCC 50983 is the source of this 1241-nucleotide messenger RNA. RefSeq lists its product as hypothetical. Lineage: Eukaryota; Perkinsozoa; Perkinsida; Perkinsidae. Bases 1 to 534 code for a protein of 177 amino acids. The transcript has 4 exons. The record is from RefSeq and is a predicted model, not a curated record.